Molecule: messenger RNA, 7928 nt
Organism: Toxorhynchites rutilus septentrionalis
Lineage: Eukaryota; Metazoa; Arthropoda; Insecta; Diptera; Culicidae
Exons: 22
Coding region: 1-7851 (2616 amino acids)
Biological process (GO): peptide catabolic process; proteolysis
Cellular component (GO): cytoplasm
Molecular function (GO): zinc ion binding; metalloaminopeptidase activity; peptide binding
Source: RefSeq, a predicted model, not a curated record
AUGAAGUAUUUGGGUGUUACACAAUUUCAGUCAGUCGAUGCGAGAUCAGCUUUCCCAUGCUACGAUGAACCAGGAAUCAAAACCACUUACGAUAUCAAGAUUGCCUGCGGAAUCGAGUACCACGCGAGAGCAAAUUCCCCAGUUCCUGGAAUGAAUCUUCUACCAAACGGGAAGAAACUCACCACUUUCCAGACAACUCCACGAAUGCAAACCUACCUAGUUGCCUUCUUGGUAUCUGAUUUCAUUUCCGAGCGACAGGUUGUUACCAAUCCCCGCCAAGUUGCCGUUUCAACUUUCGCUCGACCCACAGCUAGACAUGAACUGAGUUAUUCAGUCGAUGCAUCAGUGAAAUUCCUUCGUGAGAUGGAGAUAUACUUCAAUCAGAGUUACGCCAUGUCCAAGAUAGAUAACGUAGCGAUCAAUAAUAAUGAUUUGGCUGCUUUCUCUGCAAUGGAAAAUUGGGGUUUGGUGACUUAUCGCGAAUCGAUCAUUUUGUAUGAUCCAGAAACACAGGGUGAAAGCCAGCGUGUUCAGGUAGUGCAACUUGUUGGCCACGAAUACACACACCAGCUGUUUGGGAAUCUUCUAGCUGCCAAAUGGUGGUCGUAUCUGUGGCUGAAUGAGGGAUUUGCCCGACUGUAUCAACUCUAUGUCACCGAAUUUGUAGGAAGACUAAAACUUACAACUUUGCGCUGGAGUACGUUAAAUACCGAUGCCAAUCCAACGGUUCGUCCAAUGACUCAUUACGUGGAGACGCGACAAGAAAUUCAAGAGUUGUUUGACACCAUUGCUUACCAAAAAGCCGCUAGUGUUCUACGUAUGCUGAACUACGCUCUCACAGAAUCCACCUUUCAGAAGGGUCUGAGAUACUAUAUCCAGCAAAACAAAGAAAAAGGAGUCGUUGACGAGAAUGAUCUCUUCGAUGGCCUACAUCAGGCUAUAUCUGAAGAUGCAACCCUUCCGCUGAGUCUGACUAUACACGAAAUAUUCAGAUCAUGGUCUCAACAACCCGGUGUACCGGUUGGCUCUGUAAAACGCGAUGGUGAUACAAAUGAAUUUCUAUUUUCUCAAGAGCGCUUCUACCGUGAACCUCAAGAAAAUCCUGGGCAGCAAUCCUGGUGGAUCCCCAUUUCGUAUUUCACACCCACUAGUAAUGGAUUGCACAACUCAACAGCAGCCUUCUGGAUGCCCCCCGGAGUUUCCGAAGUGAGCCACAAGUUCGAAUUGCUCGAGGACGACAUACUACUGAUUAACCCAUUAGUUCGGGGCUACUAUCGCGUGAAUUACGAAACAAAUAUGUGGAAGCAAAUCAUUCAGAAACUGAACAAUGACGCAAGUUUCUUCCAUCGUCUCACAAAGUCACAGAUGAUUGACGAUGCGAUGAGUCUAGCUCAUGCUGGACAGCUUGAUUACGAAAUCGCAUUCCAAAUAUUCGACUUCCUUCAGAAUGAAAUUGAAUACAUUCCUUGGGCCACCGCUUCUUCGCAUCUAAGAUUCCUCCGUCGAAUGCUGCGCCAUGACAAAGUAGCCGAAAUGAAUGUGGAAAUCUAUAGUGCCAAACUUUCACGUAAGCUCCUUUCUACAUAUGGUUUGAAUUCUCUGAAGAAAGAGUCCGUUGACGCAACGGAUGCUCGUUUGAUAGCCUUGAAGUUGGCUUGUAAAACCAAUAUAGAAUGUAAACAUGAAGCAAGUGAAAUAUUUAGCAACAUUAAAUCGAGGAAAUCAUUUACAAUCAACAACAAAUCCGAGCAGAUAGUAGUCUGUAAUCGAUUGCGCAAAGCCACCGAGAAUGAAUACGCGUCAAUGAUGGAUCAUUUGAAAAGAACUACGAAUCAAAAUUCUCGCAGUCUUCUUAUUGAAGCAAUCGCUUGCGCGGAAAAUAAACUGGUGAUCAAUAAGCUUUUGGAUACUAUAGAGGCAGAUGGGCUUAAACCCAAUGAAAAAUUGCAAAUUAUUCAGGCACUCUACCAAAACUCUCUCGAAGAUCUUAACGCUGUUGUCGAAUUAUUUUACACAACUUCUGAUAUCAUUGACACACUAAAAAUCAAUCAACGAUCAUUGAUCAAACUAAUGGAAAGCAUCGCCGAGCACACAGUCGAACCACAAACUGCAGCUAAGGUGGAUGCCAUUGCUAAGAGACACAUCCCUCAACAGAUGGAAAAGGUGCGAGACAGACUCCAAGCCAAUCGCAGUUGGAUCCACAGAAAUGCAGCCAUUGUAUUGAACAUACUGUACAAAUUUGGAAUAACUCUAACCGGGUGUGAUAUCAAGAUGCAUAAGGUGUUCGCACUGCUACUGAUGCUUUCUGCCAGUGUUUUCACUGCAAGUGCACAACAAGAGAGCGAGUUCACGUCCUUUCGAUUAACCAAUACAACAAUUCCAACACACUACGAUCUGUCCCUGGAUACAAAUGUCCAUCUUGGACAGUUCGAAUACACGGGAAAUGUGAAGAUCAACAUUCAAGUUUUGGAGGAUACAAAGCAAAUCGUACUUCACAGUAUUCGCAGUGUGAUAAAUCGGUUACAACUUCGCAGCAGUGAUCAGUUACCUGUAUCAGUCUAUAGUUUCGAGUUCAACGAGGAAAAAGAAUUUCUGAUCAUCAAAACAAACGCAGUUCUCCCGACCGGUACAUACUACGUGCUUGACAUCGAUUUUACGAAUAGUUUGGAUAGAACAGAUGCUGCUGGAUUUUAUCGAUCGUCCUACGUGAAUGCGGAUGGAGAGACAAAGUAUUUGGGUGUAACACAAUUUGAAUCGUGCGACGCGAGAUCAGCUUUUCCAUGCUAUGAUGAACCAGGAAUCAAGACCACUUAUGAUAUUAAGAUUGCCUGCGGAAUUGAGUACCACGCGAGAGCAAAUUCCCCAGUACUUGGAAUUAAUCUUCUACCAAACGGGAAGAAACUCACCACUUUCCAGACAACUCCACGAAUGCAAACCUACCUAGUUGCCUUCUUGGUAUCUGAUUUCAUUUCCGAGCGACAGGUUGUUACCAAUCCCCGCCAAGUUGCCGUUUCAACUUUCGCUCGACCCACAGCUAAACAUCAGCUGAGUUAUUCAGUCGAUGCAUCGGUAAAAUUCCUUCAUGAGUUGGAGAUAUACUUCAAUCAGAGUUACGCCAUGUCCAAGAUAGAUAACGUAGCAGUCAAUGAUAAUGAUUUCGCUGCUGGUGCAAUGGAAAAUUGGGGUUUGGUGACUUAUCGCGAAUCGGCCAUUUUGUAUGAUCCAGAAACACAGGGUGAAAGUCAACGUGUGCAGGUGGUGGGAAUUGUUGGUCACGAAUACACACAUCAGCUAUUUGGUAAUCUUCUAGCGCCCAAGUGGUGGUCGUAUCUGUGGCUUAAUGAGGGAUUUGCCCGACUGUAUCAAUACUAUGUCAGCGAAUUUAGUCAUCCAGAGCUGAACAUGCGUGAACGAUUCGCUGGUGUUCAUGAAACAGCGUUAAAUACCGAUGCCAAUCCAAUGGUUCGCCCGAUGACUCAUUACGUGGAGACACGACGAGAAAUUCAAGGGUUGUUUGAUAACAUUGCGUACGCUAAAGCCGCUAGUGUUCUGCGUAUGCUGAACUACGCUCUUACAGAAUCCACCUUCCAAAAGGGGCUGAGAUACUAUAUCCAACGAAACAAAGAAAGUGGAGUCGUAGACGAGAAUGAUCUCUUCGAUGGCCUACAUCAGGCUAUAUCUGAAGAUGCGACACUUCCGCUAAGCCUGACUAUACACGAAAUAUUCAGAUCAUGGUCUCAACAGCCCGGAGCACCAGUUGUCUCUGUAAAACGCGUUGGUGAUACAAAUGAAUUUUUACUUUCUCAAGAACGCCUCUACCGUGAACCUCAAGAAAAUCCUGGACAACAAUCCUGGUGGAUCCCCAUUUCGUAUUUCACACCCACUAGUAAUGGAUUGCACAACUCAACAGCAGCCUUCUGGAUGCCCCCCGGAGUUUCCGAAGUGAGCCACAAGUUCGAAUUGCUCGAGGACGACAUACUACUGAUUAACCCAUUAGCUCGGGGCUACUAUCGCGUGAAUUACGAAACAAAUAUGUGGAAGCAAAUCAUUCAGAAACUGAACAAUGAUGCAAGUUUCUUCCAUCGUCUCACAAAGUCACAGAUGAUUGACGAUGCGAUGAGUCUAGCUCAUGCUGGACAGCUUGAUUACGAAAUCGCAUUCCAAAUAUUCGACUUCCUUCAGAAUGAAAUUGAAUACAUUCCUUGGGCCACCGCUUCUUCGCAUCUAAGAUUCCUCCGUCGAAUGCUGCGCCAUGACAAAGUAGCCGAAAUGAAUGUGGAAAUCUAUAGUGCCAAACUUUCACGUAAGCUCCUUUCUACAUAUGGUUUGAAUUCUCUGAAGAAAGAGUCCGUUGACGCAACGGAUGCUCGUUUGAUAGCCUUGGAGUUGGCUUGUAAAACCAAUAUAGAAUGUAAACAUGAAGCAAGUGAAAUAUUUAGCAACAUUAAAACGAGGAAAUCAUUUACAAUCAACAACAAAUCCGAACAGAUAAUUGUCUGUAAUCGAUUGCGCAAAAGCACAGAGGAUGAAUAUGCGUCAUUGAUGGAUCAUUUGAAGAGAACUACGAAUCAAAAUUCCCGCAAUCAUCUUAUUGAAGCAAUUGCUUGCGCAGAAAAUAAACUGGUAAUCGAUAAGCUUCUGGAUACAAUAAAACCGGAUGGGCUUGAACCCAAUGAAAAACUGCAAGUUAUUAAGGCACUCUACCAAAACUCUCUUGAAGGUCUCAACGCUGUUGUGGAAUUAUUUUACACAACCUCUGAUAUCAUUGACGCACUAAAAAUCAAUCAACGGUCAUUGAUCAAACUAAUGGAAAGCAUCGCCGAGUACACAGUAGAACCUAGAACUGCAGCUACGGUGGAAACCAUUGCUAAGAGACACAUCCCUCAACAGAUGGAAAAGGUGCGAGACAGACUCCAAGCCAAUCGCAGUUGGAUCCGCAGAAAUGCAGCCAUUGUUUCGAACAUGCUGUACAAAUUUGGAAUCAUUAACGGCAAUAUCAUCCGCGAAGGCAACGAUCUCCACGCCUCUAGACAGUUUCAGCUUCAGUACGCCAUCGUACAGUUGGUGUUAACGAAGUGUGUACCCCUUGCAUACCCUCCAGCUCAAUCUGAACAAACUCUUACCGGGAGUGAUAUCAAGAUGCGCAAGUUGUUUGCACUGCUACUGGUGCUUUUUGCCAGUAUUUUCACUGCAAGUGCACAAGAGAACGAGUUCACAUCCUUUCGUUUACCCAAUACAACAAUUCCAACACACUACGAUCUGUCCCUGGAUACAAAUGUCCACCUUGGACAGUUCGAAUAUACGGGUAAUGUGAAAAUCAACAUUCAAGUUUUGGAGGAUACAAAACAAAUCGUACUUCACAGUAUUCGCAGUGUGAUAAAUCGGUUGCAACUUCGCAGCAGUGAUCAGUUAUCAUUAUCAGUUUACAAUUUCGAGUUCAAUGUAGAAAAAGAAUUUCUGAUCAUCAGAACGGUUGAAGUGCUUCCGGCCGGUACACACUACGUGCUAGACAUCGAUUUUACCAAUAGUUUGGAUAGAACCGAUGCUCAUGGAUUUUAUCGAUCGUCCUACAUGAAUGCGGAUGGAGAGACAAAGUAUUUAGGUGUAACACAAUUUGAGUCGUGCGACGCGAGAUCAGCUUUCCCGUGCUAUGAUGAACCAGGAAUCAAGACCACUUAUGAUAUUAAGAUUACCUGCGGAAUCGAAUAUCACGCAAGAGCAAAUUCCCCAAUUCUUGGAAUUAAUCUCCUACCAAACGGGAAGAAACUCACCACUUUCCAGACAACUCCACGAAUGCAAACCUACCUAGUUGCCUUCUUGGUAUCUGAUUUCAUCUCCGAACGUCAGGUUGUCAUCAAUCGCCACCAGAUUGCCGUUUCAACUUUCGCUCGACCCACAGCUAAACAUCAGCUGAGUUAUUCAGUCGAUGCAUCGGUAAAAUUCCUUCGUGAGUUGGAGAUAUACUUCAAUCAGAGUUACGCCAUGUCCAAGAUAGAUAACGUAGCAGUCAAUAAUAAUGAUUUUGCUGCUGGUGCGAUGGAAAAUUGGGGUUUGGUUACUUAUCUCGAAUCGGCCAUCUUGUAUGAUCCAGAAACACAGGGUGAAAGCCAGCGUAUGCAGGUGGUGGAAAUUAUCGGUCACGAAUACACACACCAGCUGUUUGGGAACCUUCUAGCUCCCAAAUGGUGGUCGUAUCUGUGGCUGAAUGAGGGAUUUGCCCAACUGUAUCAGCACUAUGUCAGCGAAUUUAGUCAUUCAGAGCUGAACAUGCGUGAACGAUUCGCUCGUGUGCGUGAAAUAGCGUUGAAUGCCGAUGGCAAUCCAACGGUUCGCCCGAUGACUUUUUACGUGGAGACGCGACAAGAAAUUCAAGGAUUGUUUGACAACAUCGCUUACUCUAAAGCCGCUAGUGUUCUACGUAUGCUGAACUACGCUCUCACAGAAUCCACCUUCCAGAAGGGUCUGAGAUACUAUAUCCAGCAAAACAAAGAAAAAGGAGUCGUUGACGAGAAUGAUCUUUUCGAUGGCCUACAUCAGGCUAUAUCUGAAGAUGCAGCACUUCCGCUGAGUCUGACUAUACACGAAAUAUUCAGAUCAUGGUCUCAACAAUCCGGUGUACCAGUUGUCUCUGUAAAACGCGUUGGUGAUACCAAUGAAUUUCUAUUCGUUCAAGAGCGCUUCUACCGUGAACCUCAAGAAAAUCCUGGACAACAAUCCUGGUGGAUCCCCAUUUCGUAUUUCACACCCACUAGUAAUGGAUUGCACAACUCAACAGCAGCCUUCUGGAUGCCCCCCGGAGUUUCCGAAGUGAGCCACAAGUUCGAAUUGCUCGAGGACGACAUACUACUGAUUAACCCAUUAGCUCGGGGCUACUAUCGCGUGAAUUACGAAACAAAUAUGUGGAAGCAAAUCAUUCAGAAACUGAACAAUGACGCAAGUUUCUUCCAUCGUCUCACAAAGUCACAGAUGAUUGACGAUGCGAUGAGUCUAGCUCAUGCUGGACAGCUUGAUUACGAAAUCGCAUUCCAAAUAUUCGACUUCCUUCAGAAUGAAAUUGAAUACAUUCCUUGGGCCACCGCUUCUUCGCAUCUAAGAUUCCUCCGUCGAAUGCUGCGCCAUGACAAAGUAGCCGAAAUGAAUGUGGAAAUCUAUAGUGCCAAACUUUCACGUAAGCUCCUUUCUACAUAUGGUUUGAAUUCUCUGAAGAAAGAGUCCGUUGACGCAACGGAUGCUCGUUUGAUAGCCUUGGAGUUGGCUUGUAAAACCAACAUAGAAUGUAAACAUGAAGCAAGUGAAAUAUUUAGCAACAUUAAAACGAGGAAAUCAUUUACAAUCAACAACAAAUCCGAGCAGAUAGUAGUCUGUAAUCGAUUGCGCAAAGCCACCGAGAAUGAAUACGCGUCAAUGAUGGAUCAUUUGAAGAGAACUACGAAUCAAAAUUCUCGCAGUCUUCUUAUUGAAGCAAUCGCUUGCGCGGAAAAUAAACUGGUGAUCAAUAAGCUUUUGGAUACUAUAGAGGCAGAUGGGCUUAAACCCAAUGAAAAAUUGCAAAUUAUUCAGGCACUCUACCAAAACUCUCUCGAAGGUCUUAACGCUGUUGUCGAAUUAUUUUACACAACUUCUGAUAUCAUUGACGUACUAAAAAUCAAUCAACGAUCAAUGAUCAAACUAAUAGCAAGCAUCGCCGAGUACACAGUCGAACCACAAACUGCAGCUAAGGUGGAUGCCAUUGCUAAGAGACACAUCCCUCAACAGAUGGAAAAGGUGCGAGACAGACUCCAAGCCAAUCGCAGAUGGAUCAACAGAAAUGCAGCCAUUGUUUCGAGCAUGUUGUACAAAUUUGGAAUGUGAUAUACACAUGAUUCCUCGUGAAUUGGGUCGGUUAAUAAAUUAUCCUAGUACGCGACUGUACUCGUAGGGACUCGUAA